CAACAGUCCAUCUGGGAGCAGGAGCGCGUCCCGCUCUGGAUCAAGCCCUACAAGAUCCUGGUGAUCUCUGCUGACAGUGGGAUGAUCGAGCCCGUGGUGAACGCCGUGUCCAUCCACCAGAUCAAGAAGCAAUCCCUGCUCUCCCUGCUGGAUUAUUUCCUGCAGGAGCACGGGAGCUACAACACUGAGUCCUUCCUGACUGCCCAGAGGAACUUCGUGCAGAGCUGCGCCGGGUACUGCCUGGUCUGUUACCUCCUGCAGGUCAAGGACAGGCACAAUGGGAACAUCUUGCUGGAUGCAGAUGGACACAUCAUCCACAUCGAUUUCGGGUUCAUCCUCUCCAGCUCCCCCAGGAAUCUUGGCUUUGAGACAUCUGCCUUCAAACUCACCACGGAAUUCGUGGAUGUGAUGGGAGGGCUGGGCGGGGACAUGUUCAACUACUACAAGAUGCUGAUGCUCCAGGGCCUCAUCGCCGCCCGCAAGCACAUGGAUAAGGUCGUGCAGAUUGUGGAGAUCAUGCAGCAAG
Messenger RNA from Merops nubicus (carmine bee-eater), 526 nucleotides. RefSeq names its product phosphatidylinositol 4-kinase beta-like. The record is from RefSeq and is a predicted model, not a curated record. Gene Ontology annotation, biological process: phosphatidylinositol phosphate biosynthetic process; phosphatidylinositol-mediated signaling. The annotation marks the transcript as partial. The transcript is spliced from 3 exons. Gene Ontology annotation, cellular component: membrane; cytoplasm. NCBI's taxonomy places the organism in Eukaryota, Metazoa, Chordata, Aves, Coraciiformes, Meropidae. Gene Ontology annotation, molecular function: 1-phosphatidylinositol 4-kinase activity.